GAUAGGUUAGGGUUUUUUUAUUGCAGUACAUCGUAUUGUCGGAUAGUGCUCAGAUGGAUUGAGCCAGGAAACUUAUUUGUGGAGUGGUAGAGCUCUCGGAUUUGUUUUGCACCCAACGUUCAGUAGCACUCUAGUUAUUUGUAUCUGUUAUAGCCAGUAAAAAAGAUCUACUAGUGCCUCCUCUGAUGCAUUAUGGGCAGUUGAGCCUGCUCAAAGAAAAGUUCAUGCUAAUGGAUUGGAUGUUAAUCAAACUAUCCGCAGCAAAUGUUCAGAUGAACCCAAUAGCUUUUUAAAAAGUUGAUUAUUUGGAAUAAUACCAAGCCCAAGCCUCCUUCUGUGCUCAUGUAAAAAAAAAAACUUGAACAAUACCAAGCCUGCUUCUGUUCUCAUGUAAAAGAAAUUUCUUUUGUGCUGGCCUUUCAUGAUAGCAUGACUACUUCAAUGCAGAUCCGAUGAUGAAAACAAGUGCCCCGAUGGUUUGUGGGCAGGGACCGAAGACUGAUUGUUGUGUCAAAAAAACUAUGUCAACAUCGAAGGGUAUUCAGCUUCACCAUCUACCCAACGAUGUACUGCGUGGUAUACUAUCGCGAUUGACAAUGAAAGAAGCCGUGCGGAUGAGCAUACUAUCCAAGAAGUGGAGCAGGCUUUGGAAAUGCUACCCAAAGCUAGUAUUCACUAGAGCCACGAUGCGUGGCAGUAACGCCGCCACGACAGGACCUGCAAAACCCUUGCGGACAAGGUUCAUCAGGGGGAUCAACAGCAUCCAGCGACAGCUCAAGUCAUCUAACCUGAAUAAGUUUGUGGUCAAGUUUGCGCUUCGCAAAAGGCACACACCUCACAUCGAUAAUUGGAUCAAUUUUUGUGCCGCCUCGAGGGCGAAACAUGUUGUUCUUGAUUUAUGUCCAGGGCCGAAGGGCAGCAGCGACAAAGAUGACAAGUACAGUUUCCCGCUGCAUCUUCUCAGCGCCUCGGGUGGUUCUUGCGUGAAGUCUCUUAGUCUAGGGUUCGUGUAUUUAACACUACCUCCUGAUCACCGUGGAUUUGCAAACCUUAAGAAGCUCUCUCUGCAAAUGGUUCAUGUCACAGGUGAUCUCGGGUGCCUGCUCCCAAAUUGCCCUGUUCUUGAGUGGCUAAGCCUCACCAAGUGUAGAAUGGAUGAGCUAAGCAUAGGCCAGGAACUGAGCAGGCUCCAUUAUUUGCAGGUGAAGUACUGUAUACUGCAGAAGUUGGAUAUCCGAGCUCCAAACCUUACCAUGUUUUUGUUCGCUGGUCGUACGAUACCUAUAUUGCUGGGUGAACCUGUGAAUAUUUCGGAGGCAACAGUCGAAUUGAUCACAUCCUCGGACUGCUUCAGUUAUGUCUUCACUGAUCUUGUCGAUGCUCUUUCGCAUGUUCAGUCCCUCUCCAUAAGCUUCCGAAUUGAAACCAAGGUGAUAAAUUUUGUGAAAAAUCAGACCAGACUCACCAAUCUGAGACGUCUGGUCCUGAAAAUCGAUAUUGUUGGGUCACCAGAAGUUACUGGUGGGAUUCUUCGUUUGGCCUAUCUUUUGGAGUUAGCCCCUGCUUUGGAAGAGUUAGUACUCCAUAUGUGUUGUUUUGACUCGGCAAUCCACGGUGAACCAAAUGAAGAUGCCUACCGGCCACAUCCUCACCAUCACCUCAAGACUAUCAAAAUAACAGGGUUCUAUGGUUUACUUGGUCAGGUUGAACUAGCACUCUACCUCCUUCGGAGUGCAACUUCUCUUGAGCGUAUGAUCAUAGAUCCAGUGGUGAGGAAUAACUGGUUUACUCCAUCCAUGGGUGGAGCUAAGCCUAACAUAGACAGGGGCACGUCGAUUGCCCUCAAUAAACUUUCGAGGCAAGAGUUCAGGAAAGUCCUUGACAUUCUCUAUUAAGGGGAUAUGAAACUAUGUUGUAGGUAUAUUUUAUAUUAUAUUUUAAAGGUAUGAGAGAUGGCAAUAGAAAAAGGGGCUCAGGAAAGUCGUCCUUACCCUGUCCAGAGAAAGAGGAAGUUGAAUCACAUGUAUCUUUAUUUAUGUUGUGUUUAUUAGACUAUCUGGUACUUAUAUAAGCACAAUAUGUUGGUAGACAGGAUUUCUGUCCAGAGAAAGAGAAAUAGGGUACUGAUUAUACAGGAUUUAA
Messenger RNA from Lolium perenne, 2142 nucleotides. Its product is annotated as F-box/LRR-repeat protein 13-like. Gene Ontology annotation, molecular function: protein binding. The record is from RefSeq and is a predicted model, not a curated record. NCBI's taxonomy places the organism in Eukaryota, Viridiplantae, Streptophyta, Magnoliopsida, Poales, Poaceae.